AAUACAGUGUAGCAACAAACCUUUCCGGAAAUAACAUAUGUUUGAGUCAAUGCGGUCCCAAACUUUCAAGUCAAGAUCGAGACCGGCCAUUUUACAAUACCCUGUUGUUGGAUUAUUCAUAUUUCAAAAUUAAAUUUGUAAUUAAUGUCAGAACCACAGUCAGCUCUCCUAUUAAGAAAACAGCUAGCAGAAUUAAACAAAAAUCCUGUAGAGGGUUUUUCUGCAGGCCUUAUAGAUGAUAACGAUAUUUACCGAUGGGAAGUACUGAUAAUAGGUCCUCCGGAUACCCUCUACGAAGGAGGAUUCUUCAAAUGUCACCUAUAUUUUCCAAAAGAAUAUCCAUUGAGGCCGCCUAAAAUGAAAUUUGUUACAGAAAUUUGGCAUCCCAACAUUGAUAAAAAUGGUGAUGUUUGUAUUUCAAUACUCCACGAGCCCGGAGACGACAAAUUCGGUUAUGAAAAAGCCUCGGAAAGGUGGUUACCAGUACAUACAGUAGAAACUAUUUUAAUAUCAGUUAUAUCAAUGUUAGCCGAUCCUAAUGAUGAAUCACCUGCCAAUGUCGAUGCCGCGAAAGAAUGGAGGGAAUCAUAUUCGGAAUUCAAACGGAAAGUAGCGAGAUGCGUCCGGAAGUCACAGGAACAAGAGGAAUGUUAGUAUAAUGACUGUGUAUUAAAAUUAUAAACAAUUAAUUAAUAAAAAAACAAACAUCUUA
Messenger RNA from Diorhabda carinulata, 712 nucleotides. RefSeq names its product ubiquitin-conjugating enzyme E2 G1. Lineage: Eukaryota; Metazoa; Arthropoda; Insecta; Coleoptera; Chrysomelidae. The coding region runs from base 145 to 654 and encodes 169 amino acids. The transcript has 5 exons. Gene Ontology annotation, biological process: protein polyubiquitination; proteasome-mediated ubiquitin-dependent protein catabolic process. The record is from RefSeq and is a predicted model, not a curated record. Gene Ontology annotation, molecular function: ubiquitin conjugating enzyme activity.